CGCACAAAUAUAAGUAGCCAAAACGACAAAUACCGAUUAAUACUUGUGAGUGGUUUCCUUAGUUCAGUACGCGUUGGUGACUUAACUCAAAAAAAUUUCUUAUUUAAAACAAUACCUAGUUACUCUUAGUGCAGGAAUAUUUUGUGCGUCCACCUACAAUUUCCAAUUUAAUCAUGCAAUCAACAGAUUGUCUAGCAGAGGAAGUGCCAAACCCUCAGCAAAGUUGCUCCUUGAAGGAUAGAGUAGCCUUAUUCAACACCUUUGCAAAAAGCCACGUAAACAAACAAUCUAUAAAUCCAUUUUCUAAUGACAUUGGCAACAUGCAAAGGAGAAAAUUCUCGAAGGAGGAAUACGGAAGGCCGGAAAAGGGAUCCAAGUCGGAGAUUAGAGGAUUCAAAGCAAGUUUAGAAGUAUGCAAAGAAAUGUUAGAGUUAUGCGAAAUUAUUAACAAGCACGGUGAACCUCUUUUUACACUCAAGGAGAAGAAAAAUGAUCCACGCAAAGUGAUCAGUUUUGGAGAACUAUUUAUUAUAUACACUACAGUAUCAAGUCAGUUAGUAGGAAUGUUAUUAAGAACCAGAAAACACAAUUUAGUGGCAUUUGAAGGAGAGUGUCUGUUCCAAAGACGCGAUGAUCACGUCCCCAUUAUCCUUUUAAAACCAAUAGAAGAAAUCAGACAAAUAUUAAACCGACGAAUUAAUGAAACCUUAGCAUUAUUAGACGUGCAUGAAAAACCUAUUGAUGAAUUUUAUGAAAAGGAACAGUGAUAUUAUUUGUAUUUAGCGUAUAGAUCUUUUAUUUGUAAGAGCUCCUAGUUAAAUUAUUUGUACUUUAGGCAAUAUUUUGUAAACUACCUACAUUCGUAUUAAACUAUUUUUACACUA
Messenger RNA from Photinus pyralis (common eastern firefly), 884 nucleotides. Its product is annotated as actin-binding Rho-activating protein-like. Gene Ontology annotation, molecular function: actin binding. The coding region runs from base 174 to 767 and encodes 197 amino acids. The record is from RefSeq and is a predicted model, not a curated record. Gene Ontology annotation, biological process: positive regulation of Rho protein signal transduction. NCBI's taxonomy places the organism in Eukaryota, Metazoa, Arthropoda, Insecta, Coleoptera, Lampyridae. The transcript has 5 exons.